Phacochoerus africanus (Common warthog) is the source of this 2997-nucleotide messenger RNA. It is a transcript of the gene DACT2, whose product is annotated as dishevelled binding antagonist of beta catenin 2. Bases 1 to 2250 code for a protein of 749 amino acids. The record is from RefSeq and is a predicted model, not a curated record. Gene Ontology annotation, cellular component: cytoplasm. Gene Ontology annotation, biological process: negative regulation of nodal signaling pathway. The transcript is spliced from 4 exons. NCBI's taxonomy places the organism in Eukaryota, Metazoa, Chordata, Mammalia, Artiodactyla, Suidae.
AUGUGGGCGCCGGGCGGCCCGCAGGGGCCCACGGGCUGGGACCGCCGCCGGGUGGGCGCCAGGCUGCGCGCGGCGCUGGCGGGGCUGCACGAGCUGCAGGGGCUGCGCGCCCGGCAGCAGGCGCGCGUGCGGGGCGCCCUGGCCAUGCAGCCCCCGCCCGGGCCCGCCGCGCCCCGCGGCCCCCGCGCCCAGGAGCUGCGGCUGGAGGCGGCGCUGGCGGCGCUGCAGGAGCAGCUGAACCAUCUGAGACACCAGGACGUCGGCCUGAAAACCCACCUGGACCAGCUGGACCAGCAGAUCAGUGAGCUGCAGCUGGACGUGCGCAGAACCUCCAGCGAGGUCCCGGACACCGACAGCCGGCCCAGCUCCGGCUUCUACGAGCUGAGCGACGGCGGCUCCUGCUCGCUGGGCACCUCCUGUGCGUCCGUGUGCAGUGACCUUGCAUCCUGCUCCCUGGGCACCUCCUGCACGUCUGUGUGCAGUGACCUCACUUCCUGCUCCCUGGGCACCUUGCUGCCCGCCACCCCCAAGGCCAGGCCUGAUGCAGGGGACUGCCGGCCCCGGUCGGCCGACGAGACCACCGUGUGUGGGGUCCCCCUGCCUGCAUGGGGGCCCCAGGCCAGCGAGGAGGACACAGGCCAGCUGCAGCACGAGUCCCGGCCCAGGCCGGUGUCCACAGGUGACCUUGAAAGAGUUCUGAUGGCGGAGGUGGGGCUCCAGAAAGCCAGCGCCCACCCCAAGGCCGCUCCCCUCCUCUGCCACGGCAUGGACCCCAAGUUCCAGUGCGACCUGGUGUCCAAGGGGGGCAGGGAGGUAUACCCGUUCCCCAGCCCCCUGCACGCCGUGGCUCUGCAGAGCCCCCUCUUUGCUGUCAACAAGGAGACGUCACAGAGCGAUGGCCUCUCACCCCCCAGGCAGCCCCUUCCCGGCCCCGCAGGUCCGAGCUCCAUCCGGACUGGACUGGUCCUUGAGGCUGGCCCUGCCGGAGCCUAUAUAGACCGUCUGCUGCGACUGCGGGCCCGAAGGCCGCCCCCCCAGGAGGCACCCCCAUCCCCGCAGGAGCUCAGUGGCCAGAGAGCAGACAGGGAAGCUGGCCUGGAGAAGCUGGUCUCCCCCCCAGGGAGGGCAGAGGGGAGGGGGGCGGCCCAGGGCGGGGUCGCUGGCAGGGACAGCCUCGAGCAGCCGGGCCCUGUGCCCCCCGUGGGUCCUCUGCUCCCCAGUGGCCUUGUGGAGGAGGGACCUAAGCCCUGGAGCAGCUGCCUCCACGGGGAGGCUGGUCCAGGCUGCCCCCGGCUGGGGUGUGGCCGGGCCCCCUCUGCCCGCUCCUGGGCUCAGCUGCCGGCUCUGGAUGGCCGGAUGGGCAAAGGCAGCCUAUCGUGUGAGCGGGUGGACGGGCAGAGCCCCCCUCCGGCCCCUGGACGUUGUGUCCCCCACCACAUCGUCGCCCACAGAGCAGCUCCCACAGGGCAGACAGGGGGCCCCCUCCAGACAAAGCCUGUGAGGGUCAGGAGGGAGCCCAGUGACAAGGCGCUGAGGUCUGGGAGGCCGCAACUGCAGUGGGGCGCCUUCGCAGCCCCCCGGCCGCCCUCAGAGUCUGGGGGCUGUGUCUGGAGUCCCCCCCGGGCCAGGGAGGUGCCCGGCCGGUCCUGCUCCGAGUCCAGCCUCUACCCCGUGUCCUUCUUUGUCCCCCUGCUGGUGGCCCGACGGGACGGUCACCAGGCGUCGGCCCAGGCCUUGUUCCCCCUGGACACGGCUCCCCUGGCGGCCAGCGGGGCGGCCGGGAGGAAGCCGCGCAAGUGGCCGUCCUCCGUGGAGAUCUCAGCCCGGGCCCACCCAGACCCCAGCCCGGGGCCCCGCAGGCCAGUGGCCAGGAGAGGGGGCGGCCCGCGGCCCGUGUGCGCCAGGGCCCGGCCCAAGCUGCCCCGCCAGGACGCCCGCGCCAGGAGCGAGUCAGACGGCUCCGAGUGCUCGGCUGAGUGCGCGUCCCUCUUCCCCUCCACCGUCGCGGAGAGCAGCGAGGACGAGGCCAGCGACCACACGGCCAACCGUUUCGGGGACGCGGAGUCCAGCGGCAGCGACGUGGAGGGUGGCGCGCAGAGCAGCCGGGCAGCACCCCCGCGGGCCCCGGCCAGCUCCAGACCCCCGCUGCCCCCGGUGCCCAGGCUGUGCCGCGUCAAGGCCUCCAGGGCCCUGAAGAAGAAGAUCCGCAGGUUCCAGCCGGCCACGCUCAAGGUCAUGACCAUGGUGUGAGGUGCGGCAGCCCCUGAGCCGUCCAGGCCCGGGAGAAGGAGCGACGGACAGUGGCGCACGGCGGGCACAGAGGGGCCUUUCAUGCCUGGGGAGGGUCCAGCCUUACGGGGUUUGGUGUGCAGGUCCGUGUCAUCUGGCCACUUGGCUUUACCUCCGAAGCCCACCCUCUGACUGGAAGGGGUUGGUGGGCAGGUCCCUGGGCACCGCCCACGGUCAGGCUGUGACCGCCACGCGGCCCCACCCCCGCCCCGGUGGAGACGGUCUGUCUGCAGAGCUGAGACCCGAUGGGACCAGCCUCCCGGACACCUCUUCCUCCUCCUCCAGCCUCUUCCCAGGUCACACGCCCUGCAGCCCAGCUCCCCAGGCCUGCGCCUGGAGCCGGUGGUCACUUUCCUCCGUCCUGUGUCUGUCCCCCUCGGCUGGGCAGUCGGCGUGCCCCCAGCCUGUUGACUAUUCCUCCCCAAAGGCGUUCUCCUGAAGAGGUGGCUGCAGGACUGUGCUAACGGGAUCUGAGGGCCUUCACAUACCCUCGACGUGAAUAAGCGCCCGUCGCGCCGUCUCUUUGCAGAUCCGUCUUUGCCCGCAGCCUCCCCGCCCUCCGGGCUGUGGCGGCCCAUCAGGAAGCCCGGAGUCUCCCUCGCCUUGCGGACGCCCUCUCCCCCCAGGCGGCGAGGCCCACGUCACCCGAGGAGACUCUGAGCUCUUUCUGACACGUGUAAAUUGAGCAUAAAAGUGUUUUUGAAGAAA